Corvus hawaiiensis (hawaiian crow) is the source of this 5226-nucleotide messenger RNA. It is a transcript of the gene CDCP2, whose product is annotated as CUB domain containing protein 2. Bases 333 to 1949 code for a protein of 538 amino acids. The record is from RefSeq and is a predicted model, not a curated record. Lineage: Eukaryota; Metazoa; Chordata; Aves; Passeriformes; Corvidae. The transcript is spliced from 8 exons.
UUUCUCUCCUGGGCGGGAGGGAAGGAACUGAGCCGCUGUUGGGUUUGGGGUUUCUCCAGCUAAUGUGGCACAGCACAAGGAGCACAUCUUUCCCACCAAACCCAAAGGCUUGAUUACCUUCAGCCGAGUGCAUCCAAGAGCCUGGGCGAGAAGUAGCGUGAGCCAGCGUGGAAGAACGUGGCAAUUCUCCAAGGCCUUAGCAGCCUUUACCACCAGCUGGCUUUGUGCACUGGGUGCCGCAGUAUAAAUCAUGUUAAUUCCUGAGAUGCUUUUCCGCGACAGCUCCAAAAGGAUGCUCAGGCACUGGUGAGGGGAGAUUUGCCUGCUGGAGGAUGGGGUGCACAGGGCUGGGCUGCCUGGCAGUGCUGGCCGUGCUCUGCGGGGCUCUCGAGGAUGCUCCCAGCAGAGGCAUCAAAUGCGGGGGAGUGCUUUCAGCACCCUCUGGCAAUUUCUCCAGCCCCAACUUCCCGGGGCUGUAUCCCUACGAGACGGAGUGCACGUGGCUCAUCGUGGUGGCCGAGGGCUCCUCCGUCCUGCUGUCCUUCAGCCACUUCGAGCUGGAGUACCAUGACGCCUGCGCCUACGACUACCUCCAGGUCUACAAUGGGGCUGCCCGGGACCGGGGCAACCUUCUGGGCACCUUCUGUGGCCACAGGCCCCCACCACCCUUCUCCUCCGCCUGGCACGUCAUGGCAGUGGUCUUCCGCUCCGACCGGCACGUGGCCAAGCACGGCUUUGCCGCUGCCUACAGGAAAGAUGCCUGCGGUGGGCAGCUGACGGGGCUCUCUGGGGAGAUCACCAGCCCCCGCUACCCCGAGAGCUACCCCAACGAUGCCGAGUGCCGCUGGAGCAUCGGGGGGGCCAGCAGUGGUGGCCCCCUCACCCUGGUGUUUGCUGACUUCCAGAUGGAGGGGGGCCAAGGCUGUGGCUUUGAUUAUGUGGCCCUUUUUGAUGGCCCCACCGUCACUGCCCCCCGCCUGGGACGUUACUGCGGCAGCACCCGCCCGCCCCGCACCAUCUCCUCCACCCCGCACCUCCUCAUCGUCUUCAAGUCGGACUUCAACAUCGGUGGCAGGGGCUUCAAGGCCCAUUUCUACUCGGGUGAGUGCCAGGAGGUGUUCAGCACCAUCAAAGGGAAUUUCUCCAGCCCUCAGUACCCCAACUUCUACCCCAACAACCUCAAGUGCCAGUGGAGCAUCCAGCUACCCCCAGGCUACCGCAUCAAGGUCUUCUUCCUGGACAUGGAGCUGGAGGGCCGGAGCAGCCUGACAGGUGGCUGUGACUAUGAUCACUUGUCUGCCUUUGAUGGUGGCACUGAGAAUGGAUCCCUGCUGGGACGGUGGUGUGGGCGGGAGAGCCUGGCUCCCAUCACCUCCCGCAGCAACCGGCUGCUCCUGGUCCUCCACACUGACCGCAACACGGCCAAGAGGGGCUUCUCCAUCUCCUAUGUGGGAGUUGUGCCCAUGAACGUCAGCUGCACCCGGACAGACUUCCACAUCCAGAUCCCUGUGCAGUCCCUGGCCCAGCUGGAGAGGAGUAGGAUUUAUUUGGGGACCCCCUCCUGUGCAGCCCAGGUGGUUGGCAGGAACUUUAAAAUACACACCAGAUUCGACACCUGUGGCAGUGAAUCCCAGAGACGCAACAACACAUCUGUCAUCGUCAGCACCCUCUACCUCGAUUUUUCAGUGGGAGACCAGGAGGACAUCCACCAGUAUGAGGUGCAGUGUGAGCCAAAGAGGAAGGAAGCCUCAGUGACCCUUAUCACUGGCCCUGAUCCACCCAGGCUCAGCCAGGCAGAAAACCUGGUGGAUGCCCAGCAGCGGGAGGGGGAAGCGAUGGACACCCGUGAAAUCAAGAGCCAGGACACCAGUGACAUCGUCUUCAUCAGCAUCUGCAUCCUGGCUGGACUCCUCAUGGUCAUCGCAGUGGUGGGGCUGGUGCUUCUCUAGGAUGCUCCUUCCAGGCUCCAGGGACUGCAGUCCUGCCUGGGGCAGAAAGGCACCCCAAAAUCCACCCUCACCCCAGGCUGAGCCCUAACACAGCUGCCCAAACAGAGACACAGCUCCCAGGCCCUGAAACUGAGCGUGAACCCAACCUCCACGUUCUCCAAGUGCCUGAAAAAUCUGGGCAAUAGGCAGCCGUUUCCCUUCCCAAUUUGUUUUCCUCUGUCUCAAUCUGUCCAUUUGGCUCAGGAAUGCAAUUCUUGCACUCCCUAACUCUUCCCGCACCUGCUUCAAUUUGUUUUCCCUGUAGUGCUGCUGCUUUCAGGAAGGGAACGUUGUUUGCCGAUGGCUGCAAAUCUUCCUGUCAAUUAUUUCUAGCUGAGUUCUUGGAGGUACAAACCAUCCCCAAAUGUAGCUAUAUUCCCAACAAAUGUUCUCUGUGCUCCCGGCCCGUGCUUGGGGGAGAACUGUGGAGCUGUGUUAUAGGGAUCUCCACCUGGCACACGCAGAUGUAGCUCAUGUAGGUGCUCCCGGGUGAUGUUUCUGGGUAUCUGUGGGUGAUGUGAUGAGAUGCAUUCGCUGUGCCCUGGAGCUCCUCGUUUGAUCUUCUCAUGUUGUCUCACCUUCUUGCAGGACUCAUCUGAGCGCCUCAGCCACCAGCAGCUGGAGGGGAGGAGAAAAAUCCUCUUCUCCUCUGUGUUUUCCUCCUUUACAGCAUAUCCAAGUGUCCAUGGCUGCAAACUUUCUACAGCAUUACUCCUGAAGUCUGAAAAUAUGGGCAAAUCCUGCUAUGGCUUGGGGAGAUGUUGGAGCAUGGAGGUUUUGGUAACCCUGUAAAGACAACCUUGGCAGGAGGGGCUGGCUCCCCUGGGACCUCAGUGACACCAGACCUCCACUCGUGGUUCCUGCAGAAGGUGAGCUCAGCACCUGAGAGCAGGACAAUAAAGAGUCCUGUGAUUGUCUGCCCCUCCAGAAAACUGGGGAUCCUCACCAAGAGCCCUGAUGGAUGGCUGAAUAACCCCUGCCUGCCUCUUUUGCCACCGCAGCACAAAGGACAUUCCCCUUUGGCAUCCAAGAGGGAGUGGCUGUCACAGAGCAGCCUGUGUUCAUCCCUGUGGGUCAGAGCCAGCAUGUGUCAAAGCCACAUGAAAUCUUGCUAUGGAAAGAGGCCACCCCUCCUCCUCCAGCCUGUGUGAAACACACUGCAGUGCAUGGAGAGAUCCUAAAGUGUCCCAGUGUGGUCAUUCAGGGGCACAGCAAACCCCUUGUGCUGCUGAAUCCAGCAUUUAGCAGGGACUGAUAGGAGAGUCCUGUCAGUGAAAGGCUGCCCUGACUGAUGUCCUGCUUCCCUCUGGGAGAAUUCUGUACAUCAGAGCAUCAGAGGAAGCAGCAGCAAAGGAAUAGGAUGAUGAUCGAGCAGCUUUUCCUCCUGGAUUGCACCAGCCCUGAGAGAGUGUCUGGGGAGGGAAGAAGGCACAGAGCUGCGCAUGCCUCCUAAUGAGGAGCCUUCGUUAUCGGAGCCUGGAUUGAUUUGGCGUUUGUUGGUGCAACACAUCGGCAAAUGUGAGAUUUCCGAGGGAAAUAUUUGCCAGCACGGUUAAGCUCCAUUAAGGGAAUGUUUUGAGAGCCUGUUGUGUGCAGAGAUGGUAAACAAGGCCAGCCCCCCCCGCUGCCUGCAAAGCCUCGCUGCUGCUUAAUUGCUGGGUGUAGAACUGUCAGCUUGAGACCAUAGUUACAAGAUUUGACAGCUGAAAGAAACUUAAAGAUAUAAUUAACCUUCUUGGUGGCCCAGAUUUUGCUGAAACAGGUGAGCACUGCGGCUGCUCGUGCCUGGCGGGGAGCCCACAGCACCCAGCAGCAUCCAGCCCUUGCCUGCAGGACAGGCACCUCCUCGCCCAGCUGGAGCCUCCAGAACCCUGUGGUUUGCAGGAAAAAAGGCUUUACUGGAUAGCUGUUGGUGUUGCACUCAAAUAAGGAGUUGGACCUGGUUGCCCCAGGGAGGGUUUCCACUUCUGGCUCCAGUUCACAACCACUCGAGCAUCCCUGGGUGCAGUGCUCGCCUGCACACAUCUCUGCGGAUGCAGGACUGCAGCUGUGGGAGCAGCUCUGCUCCUGAGUCAAGGGGGUCCCCAGCACUCCCAGGCCUGCAGGAGUCAUGGACAGGGUGAUUAAUGCAACUUGAAUGCCUCCAAAAGCCCUUUACCCACUUGUUUCUGAUGGCAUUCACAGCUGCAUCUGCCACCAGCAGUGAGCCACUUGAGCCAGUCAUCCCACUUGGAGCAAGGAAAGCCGCUGGUCCUCACCAAACACCCACUCUCCUCAGCCUCCAAUCAUCCUCUACCAUGUGUCAGCCUCUCCACUAGAUUUAGGGAUCCAAUCUCUCUCUGCCCUGCAGGAAUGGCAUCCUCUGUUAAGCCGGCUGGGGACAGAGCCUAGCAGAGGAGGGGCACUGCCCAGGUAAUUUCCUGAAACAAACCCUUCUUCUCAUGUAAGAGCUGCUCAGAUGAGUGGCGAACAGAUACCAGGAAUCCAUCACCAGCACUCCUUCCCUCCACCAUGCUUGUGGUGCUCACACAUCAGGCCUCUGUUUCCCUCCUUAGCGUUUGCCUGGUGCUUCCCGAGCAAGCGGGAGAGCGGCGGGCACGGGCAGCACUCCCGUUGCUCAUCUGAUUAUUUAUUUAGAGCAUGAUGAUUGGAUUGAGCCGGGCUGGAUGCAGCCACCCCAUUUCCUGGCUUUGCUUAUGGACGUGGAGUCGUGUCUCUCUGGAGCAGACAAAGGCUUGGCUGUUGUGCGGGAGGGAGAGGCUCUGUUAUCCCUCUGCAAACAUCUGCGUGCGAAUCCGGUGAAGAACUGUUGGAAAAUUGUAGAUCAUAGAAAACAGGACUGCAAGAGCCCCCAGGGGAUCAAUUGGUUCAUUCCUCUCCUUCCCUGGGGAAAUCGCUCCUGCUGCAGAGAAGCUGUGCUAAAAUAUCCGAAAAAUCUCAGCCAUGCUCUCUGUGUUUUCUCUAUUUACCAGGAAGGUUUUCCUGAUGUGUCACACUGUGAGGGUGUGCUGCUGCGGGAUGUGCUUUUGUGCUGCUGCACUGGACAAGACAAUGAUGAUGGAAGUGCCCCAAAAUGAGCACUGCUGCUGGCACAAGCUCCCUCUUCCCAGAGGCCCUGGGCACUGGGCAGGACCAGGCAUCCCACUGGGGGGCCCAGCAAGCACAGGGUGUCGUGAUCCACCCCUUCCCAGGCGAUUUAUUCUAUGGAAUGUUCACUAUAAAUUUUCUGUGGAGACAC